GCAACACAACACAAGCAUACACACAGUAAACAAAUUUGGAGGUUAAUAAAAUACGAUUUUAUAAAAAAUAAUGGACGACGACGACGAUGAUUUAUCUAACAAAAGGUUAAGCGAGUUAACUGUUCAGGAAACACAAGAGGUUUUUAAAGAACAAAGUCAUGAAUCUAUUUUGCCUCAAACAUAUCAAAUAAAACCAAGUUUGGAGGAAAAAUUUAAGGAGGUGCCCGUAAAAGAAAUCAUUCGCAAUAUACUAACUGAAACUCUGGGCGGGAAAACGUAUGAAGCUGAAAAAGUAAAGAAAUUGACUAUCUCGAUUGCCAAUGAUGUCAAUACAAAAAUUAAAGAAUUGCAAAUGAAAAGAUACAGGCACAUAGUACAAGUUAUUAUAGGAGAGAUGAAAGGAGCAGGUGUAAAAUCUGGUGUGAGAUGUAUUUGGGAUUCAGAGUGUGAUGGCUAUACAAGUGAAAUAUUUAUGAACGAUUACCUAUUUUGUGUGACAACAGUGUUUGCAGUAUAUUUCUACUAGGCUUAACUAGUUUAUUGUUUUACUAUUGGUGUUUUUUAAUAAAAAUGGAC
Molecule: messenger RNA, 576 nt
Organism: Brassicogethes aeneus
Lineage: Eukaryota; Metazoa; Arthropoda; Insecta; Coleoptera; Nitidulidae
Source: the annotation of a GenBank genome assembly